Cryptosporidium ubiquitum is the source of this 1332-nucleotide messenger RNA. RefSeq lists its product as uncharacterized. Lineage: Eukaryota; Apicomplexa; Conoidasida; Eucoccidiorida; Cryptosporidiidae. The transcript is spliced from 2 exons. The record is from RefSeq and is a predicted model, not a curated record. Bases 1 to 1332 code for a protein of 443 amino acids.
AUGCCUGAGUUAAAGCGGGAUUGUUUUAGUAUUUCAGAUGUUUCAGCUUUAUUAAAAGAAGAAAUUGAUGAAGAUGAGAAAAGUCUUUGUUUGGGACUAGUUUUAGAUUCUGGGAAAGAGAAGAAAGAAACUCGUGAUGAUUUAAACUCUAAAAGCAAUGAAGAACUUAAUUUAAAGUUUAUCUUCAAAGAAUGUGGUCCCGAUGUGAAAAUUAGUGAAAAAUCAAAGGCUCAAAAUAAUGAGAGAAAUAGAAAGAAUUGUAAUCUAGAAAAGAAACAGAAGGAGGAAGUAAAAGAACAAAAGAAAGAAGUUAGUAAUAAACAAAAAGAGGAAACUACUAAUGGUAAGAAAAACAUAGGAAAGGAGCAACAGAAAGAAAUGAGUAAGAAAGAGAAAGAAGAAACUGAUAAGAACAAGAAAAAUAUGGGAAAGGAGCAAAAGAAAGAAGUUAGUAAGAAACAGAAAGAGGAAACUGCUAAGGACAAGAAAAACACAGGAAAGGAUCAAAAGAAAGAAGUUAGUAAGAAACAAAAAGAGGAAGCUGCUAAGGACAAGAAAAAUAUGGGAAAGGACCAAAAGAAAGAGGUUGGUAAGAAACAAAAAGAGGAAACUGCAAAGGAUAAGAAAAGUAUAGGAAAGGAGCAAAAGAAAGAGGUUAGUAAGAAACAAAAAGAGGAAACUGCUAGGGGUAAGUUAAAAGAGGUAGACAAAAAUCAGAAAAAAGAGUUCAAAAAAGAGAAAAAAGAUUUUGAAAAAGAGGAUAAUACCAUUUUAAAAAAAACUGGUAAAGAAGAUAACUCGUCCGCAAAAGAUUUUCACAUUAAAAUCCCAUAUAGAGAGACUAACCAUAUUCCGAGUUGUCUAUUUGAGCCCGAUAAUAUGGAUAGUUCUGACCCUCUCAGAAUCAGUAAAUAUAAUGUAUAUAUACAUGAGACAAGCAGGUUAUUUAGUGUGGAUACUGCAUGUAGAUAUGUAUUUAUUAAAAGAAUAUCUAGAUUAGAUAAUGCAAUCCAGCAUGUAAUUGACGAAGGAUGGAAUGCUUUUGCAUGUAAAAGAGAUCAUAAAGACUUUCAAAAUUUAAUGACAACCAAUAUUUCUGAGAAGCUGCUUGAAGAUUAUGAUUUAACUGCAAAUGUGGAAAAAAUUGAAGGAUAUGAACCAUUAGAUCUCCCAAAAACUAGAAUAACUUUCCAUGCUAAUCCAAUAAUAAUGAAUAAUUAUAACCAAGACUUAAAUAUUGUAAAUACAAAUUAUGAUUAUAAUGAUAAUUUAUCCAACAAUAAUAGUAAUCAUUUUAAUGUUAAUAUUCACCAAACAAUUUCAAAAGAAUGA